AAUUCGGCCCGGCCGGGCCCCGGGGUUUCUCCUCCGUCUCCGUGACGAAAGAAACCCAGGCGCGGGCGCGGGCGUCCAACGAAUUGGCGGGUUGGCUGGCUAGCCGAAGCCGAAGCCGCCGCACCAGCCUUGGCCUCCCUCGUAACGUAAACCUCGUUGGCUGGCCGGGUUGACGGCGGCACCAACGUUUCCCCUCGCCGCCUCGUUGCCUCCGCCCCCAAAGCAGCCCGCCCACUCCUCGUACAUAAACCCCCACCGGCCACCGUGCCGUACGCCGCUCCCCCCCACCCUCUCUCUCCCCGCUCGCCUAGCAGUGACCAUGGCCCUCCCGCCGUCCUCUUCGGCGUCUUCGCUCUCCGCCGCGUCAGCACAGCCGACGCCGCUCCACCUGCACCUCACUAGCCGGGCACCUGGCCGCCUCCCGCUGCUCCACUUCUCGCGUGCCGCGCUCCCGCUGCCGCUGCGCGCCCGCAUUCCGCGCACCAACAACCCCCCGGGAACGCCCCUCCACCGCGGGCUCCCACCACCACCCUCCGCCUCCGCCUCGCCCUCCAUCGCCGGCGGUGGCUUUGGCAGCGAUGACGCCGAAGAGAACCACGGCGGAGACGGCGGCAGCGGCAGCGGAGCCGGCGGCGACGAGGGUGGUGGCGACGACGGCGGCCACAACGACCACGGCGGGGAGGAUGCCGGCGACGGCUCGCUCGGCGACCCUCGCGGGGAGGCGCUGUUCGUGCUGGCGCAGCUGGGCCGGAAGCUCGACAGCCUGCCGUCUGAUCUCGCCGCCGCCAUCGAGAGCGGCCGGAUCGGGGGCGACAUCGUGGCCCGCUUCAACGAACUCGAGGCCAACGGUUUCAUCAAAUGGCUCCUCACCUUCAAGGGCUUCAGGGAGAGACUCCUCGCCGACGAACUCUUCCUCACCAAGCUCGGCAUAGAGUGCGGCAUCGGUCUCGUCGCCAAGACUGCCGCUGAGUUGCAGAAGAGGGGGGACAAUUUCUUCAAAGAGAUUGAAGUUGUCAUAUCUGAUGUGGUCAUGGCGAUAGUUGCGGAUGUCAUGCUUGUCUAUCUUCCUGCUCCAACUAUUGGUUUACAGCCUCCAAUUGCAAGAAAUGCCUCAGCUAUUGCCAGUUUUUUCUCUAGCUGCCCUGAUAAUGCUUUCCAAAUUGCUCUGGCUGGAAGAUCAUUCACACUUGUGCAGAGGAUUGGAGCUUUUGUGAGGAACGCUGCAAAGCUUUUGGUAGUGGGAACUACUGCUUCUUUGGUUGGCACUAGUGUCACCAGUGCAGCGCUCAAAGCAAAGGCGGCUGUUAACAAGGAUGAAGCCGUGGAAAUUCCAGUUCUCCAAACUAGCAUUGCCUAUGGUAUAUACAUGUCAAUUUCUAGUAACCUCAGGUAUCAGCUUCUGGCUGGUGUGCUCGAACAGAGGAUCCUGGAGCCGUUGCUGCAUAACCAGAAACUAUUACUGAGUGCAAUGUGCUUCAUGGUUCGUUCGGGCAACACAUUCCUUGGAUCUUUGCUCUGGAUUGACUAUGCCAGAUGGAUAGGCGUCCAAAAGGGUCACGAUCACGAAGAGGCCUAAAAGUUGUAGCAGCUUGUCUGCAUGUUCUUCUGUCAGUGGGGCAUGUUCACAAUACCAUCGAUGAUGGCUUGCCUGCCUCUAGAAUGCCGCUCAACUCUUCAUUGGAUUGGAGGCCCCCCCUAUAUAUAGGACAAAUCCCAAUUUUGUUCGGAAAACCACAAGUAGGGAUAUAUCCGUCGAAUUCUCGUAUGCAACGACAACGUCGUUUUACCCCUCAACUUUUCUUUUCUAGCUUGCAACUUGCAACAAGGGCUGUCAUUGUUCAAAAUUCAAAUAUAUGUUACAUUGGGGAUUCCAUGCUGACUACCUAAACUCUAGGAAGUUUCGCUUGUCCUAUUUCAUCUGUAUGUAUGCAUUGUAGCUAGCCUUGUUGUAUUUCCUCAA
This is a messenger RNA of Sorghum bicolor (sorghum), 1960 nucleotides long. Its product is annotated as protein RETICULATA-RELATED 4, chloroplastic. Lineage: Eukaryota; Viridiplantae; Streptophyta; Magnoliopsida; Poales; Poaceae. Bases 320 to 1576 code for a protein of 418 amino acids. The record is from RefSeq and is a predicted model, not a curated record. The transcript is spliced from 8 exons.